Messenger RNA from Mangifera indica (mango), 3290 nucleotides. Its product is annotated as receptor-like protein 7. The record is from RefSeq and is a predicted model, not a curated record. The coding region runs from base 18 to 3026 and encodes 1002 amino acids. NCBI's taxonomy places the organism in Eukaryota, Viridiplantae, Streptophyta, Magnoliopsida, Sapindales, Anacardiaceae. The transcript is spliced from 2 exons. Gene Ontology annotation, molecular function: protein binding.
UUUCAUACCAGAACUUAAUGAUGAAUUGCUUAACAAGGUUUUAUUAUCUUAUCUGUGCUUUCCUCUUAUUGUUCUUGUUUUCCUUAUCUUAUGCAGAACUGUGCUCACCUGACCAAAGUUCUGCAUUGCUCCAAUUCAAGCAGCUCUUUUCUUUCACAAAUGGUUCUUCCUUCAAUUGCGAGUAUUUCCCAGACCAACCUGUUUGUCAAGGAGCAUGUCCUUCUUCUCCAAAAAUAAAGUCCUGGAAGAAGGAUACUGAUUGUUGCUUAUGGGAUGGCAUCACUUGUGAUAACGUGACUGGUCACGUAAUUGGUCUUGACCUUAGUUGCAACUGGCUUCUCGGUAACAUCCCUUCCAACAGUAGCCUUUUUCUUCUCUCUCAUCUGCAAAGCCUCAACCUUGCUUUCAAUGAUUUCAAUUACUCUCAAGUUUCUUCAAGUUUCAAUUGCUUCCCGAAUUUGACACACCUUAACCUAUCCAACUCAAACUUUUUUGAUCAAGUUCCAUCCGAAAUCUCUCAUUUGUCCAAGUUAGUUUCACUUGACCUCUCUUACAACUAUUUAAUCAUCAAAACACCAGCCUUGAAAGGAAUAGUUCAUAAUUUGACCAACAUAAGAGAGUUUAUCUUUGAUCAGGUAGACCUGUCUACCAUAUCACCUCGUUCCUUGUCAAAUCUAUCUUCUUCUUUGACAUCUUUGAGUCUUGGAUCUUGUUUUUUGAUUGGGCGUUUUCCAGAUAACAUCUUCCACCAACCAAACCUGCAAAAACUCAAUUUAGGAUUCAACAGCAAUUUGACUGGCAUUUUUCCAAAGAGUAACUGGAGCAGCCCACUCAGCUUUGUGAAUGUCUCGUUCACAAACUUCCAAGGAGAAUUAUCCAAUAAUGCAAUCAGCUCUCUCAAGUUCUUGAACACUUUGGAUCUCUACUACUGUCAUUUCAAUGGUUCGAUUCCUGCUUCACUUGGUAAUCUUACCAAACUUGUUUAUUUGGACCUAGCAUACAACCAUUUCACAGGUUCUAUCCCGUCAUCACUUUCCAAUCUUGUGCAGCUGCGUCACCUAACUUUUAGAGACAACAGUCUCACUGGUGAAAUUCCUGAUAUAUUUUUCAACUUAACCCAACUUUCUUUAUUUGAAGGGUCCUUUAAUCUACUAUCUGGUCCAAUUCCUACUGAUGUAAGUCGGCUAAAAAGUUUGGUCACUCUCACUUUAAGUUCCAACUUACUCAAUGGGACAAUACCAUCCGGGCUGUAUACUCUCCCAUUAUUAAAGAACAUUGACCUCAGUUGCAACCAUCUGAUAGGUAACAUCAAAAAUUUUCAGAACUCAUUGCGAGUCAUCCAGUUAAAUAAUAAUGGGCUGAAUGGUUCAAUUCCAAAUUCAAUUUUUGAGCUUGAGAAUCUAACCGAUCUUGUACUUUGUUCAAACAAUUUGAGUGGUGCUCUAGAGCUUUACAUGUUUACAAAGCUUAAAAACCUUCAAAUUCUUAAUCUUUCUCACAAUAAUCUGUCAUUGAGCACCACAUACAAAGUCAAUUCUUCCUUUCCUAACCUCUAUUGGUUAGGAUUAUCUUGUUGCAACAUGAGAGAGCUCCCCUACAUCUUGAGAAAUCAUAACCAAUUGAUGAUUUUGGAACUUUCUGAGAACAAAAUCCACGGUGACCUUCCCAUUUGGUUAUGGGAAUUGGGAAUGGAAAACUUGACUUUUCUAAAUCUUUCCCACAACUCUUUGGAAGGUCUCGGACAGUUUCCAAGCGUAGGGCAGCUUCCAUGGAAGCUUCAGUAUCUUGACGUAAGUUCCAACUCCAUUGAAGGAUCCUUUCCAAUUCCACCACUUGGCACGACGGUCUUUUUGAUCUCAAACAAUAAUCUGUCAGGAGAGAUACCUCAGUCAAUUUGUGAUACCAACACCAUUGAAGUUCUUGAUCUUUCUUACAACAAUUUGAGUGGCAGAAUUCCUGAAUGUAUGGGAAAUUUCAGCAUCAAUCUUCAGGUUUUGGAUUUGCGGAAGAACAAAUUUUAUGGCAAAAUUCCUGGAACAUUUACAGAGGGAAGUAAUUUGAGAACACUUAACCUGAAUAACAAUGGAUUAGAAGGACCAGUCCCACGAUCUCUAAUCAAUUGUGCAAUGCUCGAAGUUCUAGAUCUGGGAAACAACAAAAUAAAUGAUAUUUUCCCAUUUUGGUUGAAAAGUCUUACAAACUUGCAGGUACUUGUUCUUCGUUCUAAUUACUUUCAUGGUUCUGUAUGGCAUUCUUCUGAUCAUGAUAAUAGUUAUUUCCCUAUGUUGAGAAUCUUUGAUCUCUCAAGCAAUCGAUUUAGCGGUUCUUUGCCAACAAGGUACUUCGAAAAUCUAAAUGCUAUGAUGAUCAAUGGUGAAUCUGCGAAGAAGUUGAAAUACAUGGGUGGGUUGUAUUAUCUAGAUUCUGUGGAGGUGGUAAUGAAAGGCAGGGAUAUGUUACUGGUGAAAAUUAUGACCAGUUUCACAAGUAUUGAUUUUUCACACAAUUACUUUGACGGAGAGAUUCCAAUAGUAAUUGGAGAGCUUCAGGGUCUUCGACUCCUCAACCUUUCCCAAAACAGUCUAGGAGGUCAUAUCCCUUCAUCUUUAGGAAAUUUGAUCCUCCUAGAAUCCUUAGACCUAUCGUCAAACAAGCUUUCUGGGCAAAUUCCAUCACAGUUGGUAGGCUUGACAUUUCUUUCAAAGUUAAAUUUGUCACAAAACCAACUUGUGGGGCUUAUUCCUCAAGGAAACCAGUUUAAUACCUUCUCAAGUGAUUCAUACAAUGGCAACUUGGGAUUAUGCGGACCUCCAUUGACGAAAAAAUGUGAAGAACCAACAUCAUCAACAUUCCAUGACGAUGAAGACCACAACAUGUCAAACUGGUUCGAUUGGAAAGUCAUUAUGAUGGGUUAUGGAUGCGGUCUAUUGCUGGGCUUGCUUAUUGGAUAUGCUGUUUUCUCAACAGGAAAGCCGCAGUGGUUUCUAAGGAUAAUUGAGAAAAGGACUCUGGGAAAAUCUCAUUAGAAGAUGCAAUGGAAUGUUUGGAAGAGACCAAGCAAAAAUGGUGCUCUAAUUAAGAUGUUCACAGCUGAUUCUGCGGUUUCUGUGUGAGAGCAUGAUUGAGGAGAAGCCCUUAUGGAAGACUUAGAAUAGGUGCAUUAUACGAUGUUGCUCUUAGAGUUCUAUCUAUAUCUAUGAUGUCAGAGUAUCCUACAAGAAGUUAAGUAAUUGCUGCAAUAUAUGUUAAAAGAGUAUUUUACAAAGUUAAUUUGAUGAGCCAUUGAAUGA